Molecule: messenger RNA, 1401 nt
Organism: Hansenula anomala
Lineage: Eukaryota; Fungi; Ascomycota; Saccharomycetes; Phaffomycetales; Wickerhamomycetaceae
Exons: 1
Coding region: 1-1401 (466 amino acids)
Biological process (GO): intracellular protein transport; clathrin-dependent endocytosis
Cellular component (GO): AP-2 adaptor complex; cytoplasmic vesicle
Molecular function (GO): clathrin-cargo adaptor activity
Source: RefSeq, a predicted model, not a curated record
AUGGCCUCUGCUAUAGGAAUCCUGGAUUCCAAUGCAAACUGUCUCAUCUCAAGAACAUACACUACAGAUAUCCUCCCACUCAGUUCCAUAAUUGAAAAUUUCCAAAAACAAUACACCAAAAAUUUAAACCCAAUAUUCAAAGAUUUUGAAAAUGGUGUUCAUUAUAUUUAUAUCAAGAGUAAUGAUAUUAUACUACUUUGUAUAACAUAUUAUGAUCAUAUCAAUUCAAUGACAUUGUUCCAUUUCCUAUACAAGUUCAAAGAAAUAUUGUUGAACUAUUUUAAAACUGAUGAAUUAAAUAAAGAUUUAAUAAUUGAUAAUUUUAAUCUAAUUUAUGAAAUUUUGGAUGAAGUUAUGGAUUUUGGUAUACCACAAUUUACAGAUUUUACCAUUUUAAAAGAUUUCAUUAAAUUAGAAUUAAAUGAAUCAAAAUUAGAUAUUUCACAUUCACAAAAAAUUGAAUCAGAUACUUUAAAUUAUAUAAAUACUUCAAUCUUGAGAACAACUACAUCAAAUAUAUCAUGGAGACCAAAGGGAAUUUUUUAUAAUAAGAAUGAGUUUUUCGUUGAUAUUAUAGAAAAUUUAACAAUGAAUAUUGAUUUCCAUACAAACAAGAUUUCCAAAAUGGAAAUUAAAGGUUCAAUUAAUAUUAAAUCUUAUCUUUCAGGUAUGCCAAUUUUAAAAAUUGGUUUAAAUAAAAAAUUUAAAAAUUUACAAUUUCAUCAAUGUGUUGAAUUAAUAAAAUUUAAUGAAAUUGGUGAAAUUUCAUUCAUACCACCAGACGGUGAUUUUAUAUUGGCAACUUAUUCCACUCCAAUAAAGACAUUACCUAUAAUACAGAUAUUAAAUCAUGAAUAUAUUACCAAGAAUGAUAACAACAUUGUUUUAAAAUUAUCAAUAAGGACAAAUUUAAAACAAAGAACAAAUUUAACAAAUCUAAAAAUUUCAAUCCCAAUAUCAUUAAAUUAUGAUAUUGAUUUAAAUGAAACUCCAUUAUUUAAAUCCAAGAUUGGUAAAGUUUUAUAUAAAUUGGAUCAAGAUUUAAUAAUUUGGGAAAUUGAUUCAUUAGGAGGUGAAAGAGAAUUUACAAUGCAGGCAUUAUUUAAAUUGAAAACCACCACUUCUGAACCCAAAGAAAAGAUUGAAUUGGGGAUGGAUCCACCGCCAAGGAGAACUACACCAAAUUUUAACAAAUUAAAAGAAAGUCUAGAUAUGAAUGAUGAUGAAGAUGGAUUAGAGAAACCUUUAAAUUUUAUAAAAUUUGAAUUUGAAAUACCUGAUAUGGCAUUGAGUGGAUUAAAAUGUGAAUAUUUAAAAAUUGAAGAACCAAUGUUGAAAUAUCCAAGUUUCCCUUGGGUGCGAUAUAAAACUAUUAAUGAUGAAUAUGUUUAUAGAUUAUAA